AUGACCAAGGGCCCUCGGAAAGUUAAGCUAGUCAUUGUAGUCAACAAUAAGAAAGACCCUCCCACAUUCAAGACCCUGACGCCGACGUCACGUACACAGCUCAAGCAACAGUUGAUGCGAGAGCAUGCACAGGAGCAACUGCGAAGAGAAUCUUUACAAGCACAACAGGCAGGCCAGUCCAAAGAUAAUGAGGACAAGAAGAAGUCAUCUCCGGCGGAGGUGCCGAGGAUCACGCCUCACGUCGAACUACCUCCACAAGUAUUACAGGUGCGAACAGUUCUGGAGAACCCCACCAGGUAUCACGUGAUACAGAAACAGAAGAGUCAAGUGCGUCAGUACCUCAGUGAAUCAUUUCAACCACAAGCACAGGUGUCAGGUCGAGGAGCGCCCGUGCAGUCAGCGCCGGAGCUGAGCACGCGGCGCGCGUCGUCGCCGGAGCGACCGUCCUCCAGCCUACGGUCACCAACUUUACCCUCUGCCAGUAAUAACUCAGAGGCUGAUGAGUUCCUAGAAGAUAUCCUAUCCCUGGACAGCGGCGCGGGCCCGCUGUCGUCGUCGGGCCCGCCGUCGGCCGCGAGCUCGGUGGCGGGCGACUGCGCGCUGCUCUCCGACGCGGACAUGCACGCGCUCGCCAAAGACCGACAGAAGAAAGACAAUCACAAUAUGAUUGAAAGACGUCGCCGCUUCAACAUAAACGACCGCAUCAAAGAAUUAGGGACCUUAUUACCUAAGACGAACGAUCCAUUUUACGAGGUCAUACGAGACGUGAGACCCAACAAGGGUACUAUUCUGAAGAGUAGCGUAGAUUAUAUCAAGUGCCUGAGGGAUGAGGUCAACAGGCUCAAACAUAGCGAGCAGAGGAGAAAACAGAUUGAAAUACAUAAUAGGAAGCUCAUGUUAAGGAUACAGGAGCUAGAGCGGCUGGCGCGAGUGCACGGGCUGCCCAUAUCUCACGGCGAGAGCGGCUGGUCCCCGCCGCACACGGACGACUCGGGCGUGGACUGCGCCGAGCCCGCCUCCCCCGCGCCCCCCGCACCGCCCGCCCCCGCGCCGCCGCCCGCGCACCUCACAUCCACUCCUGCGCCGGAACUGGUGCUUCCGAAGACCGAACCCACAGCUCUAAUGGAGUUCGGUGAGCAACCCCCCGACCUCCUGCGCGAUAUGCCUUCAACAGAAUGUCUCUCAGCGCUGGAUGCUCUUGACGGUCUGAAACUAGGUUCGUGUUCGCCGCUGUCGCGGGACGACGGCCUGUCCCUGGGCUGCCUCGAGCCCGACCUGUGCCUCGAGCCCGUCACCGACCAUCUCUUCAACCAUAAAGAUAUUAAGAUGCGGUUGUCUCCGAGCCCGGGGCUGCUGGGCGGGGAGGACAGCGAGGCCGUCCUCAACCUCGCGCAGAUAGAAGACCUCAUGGACGACGACUCGCACAACCCCGUCACACAAGGGGACCCGAUGCUAUGCUCGUCGCCCACGUCGCAGCUGUGCCUCAGCGCCGUGGUGGCGGAGGCGGCGGACAGGAACAUCUCCUCCAUGCUGCACGACGACUCCGCCUCCUUCCCACACGCCACAGGCUCGUCGUCCCUGAUGUCUGAAGCGGGCCUGCUGUCCCUGGCGGAGGGCUGCCUGCCGAGCCUGCUGCUGGGCGGGCCGCACCACCACGCCCCACACUCGCCCCACUCGCACCCGCGCCAGCACUGCUUCGACAUGGACCUGGGCGCGUAG
This is a messenger RNA of Arctia plantaginis, 1719 nucleotides long. Lineage: Eukaryota; Metazoa; Arthropoda; Insecta; Lepidoptera; Erebidae. The record is from the annotation of a GenBank genome assembly.